Bradysia coprophila is the source of this 1092-nucleotide messenger RNA. RefSeq lists its product as uncharacterized. Gene Ontology annotation, molecular function: protein binding. NCBI's taxonomy places the organism in Eukaryota, Metazoa, Arthropoda, Insecta, Diptera, Sciaridae. The record is from RefSeq and is a predicted model, not a curated record.
UACGUGGACGUGAAGUAACCAAGCUGCUUAAGAGACAAUACCAUCGACCUGUACCCGAAGCAAAUUUUAAAAUGGCUCGAGCUUUCGUUCUGCACGAAAAUCCGCUUUGGUUACCUCCGCUGGCUCAGGCUUUCGACCACCAAGGAUUACCAUGGACAGAGCUACACCUCGAUGUUGGUACCUUCGAUAUGUCGGCACCACCACCAGAAGGCAUAUUUUACAAUCGAAUGAGUGGGUCAUCGCAUAUGCGCAAUCACCGUUAUUCCGUCGAACUUACUUUCUGUGUACUGGCGUGGUUGACGAAAUGGGGACGAACAGUCGUAAACAGCCAAAACGCGCUUGACAUGGAAAUAAGCAAAGUAAGACAAUACGCCGAACUUGAACGUCUCGGAAUUAAGACUCCUCGUACAGUGUUCCUAUCUGGUCGCGAUCAGAUUGUCUCCGCUGCUAAAAAAUAUUUUGAUGGUCAACCAUUCAUACUUAAACCCAAUCGGGGUGGAAAAGGCGGCGGUGUACAGUUGUUCAAAACAAUUGAAAGUCUAGCACAAUAUGUGGAAAGCGAUCAGUAUGAAACACCGGUAGGUGGAGUAGAACUAUUACAGGCAUAUAUUCAUGCACCCCGUUCAGUCAUUACACGAGCAGAGUUUGUCAAUGGUCGAUUUCUUUACGCACUAGAAGUAGAUACAAGUGACUUAUUUAAACAAUGUCCUUUGGAAAUUACUCGUGAAAAUAAGCGUGAAAAAUUUAAAAUAGUCGAUGGAAUUCCAGAACAGCUAAGAACUCAGUUAGAGAGUUUUCUUGCGGUAACGGGAAUUAGUAUUGCUGGUAUCGAGUUCGUAACUGACGUUAAUGGUAAUUCUUUCGUUUACGACGUUAACACUAAUACGAACUACAAUGCGGAAGCUGAAGAACAAGCAGGACUAGCUGGUACAGUAAGAUCUGGUCCGGGUGCUGUAGCUGCAUAUCUUAGCGCGGAAUUAUCUCGCUUGUACAAUAUUUAAGUUUCAUAGCAAACAAAAUCAUAACUUUAUUUAGUCUGUUGUAAGUUGUAAGAAAGAGUAAAGAGAUAAUAAACGAUGCUGAAAUUUUGCA